Molecule: messenger RNA, 1530 nt
Organism: Thyridium curvatum
Lineage: Eukaryota; Fungi; Ascomycota; Sordariomycetes; Thyridiales; Thyridiaceae
Exons: 3
Coding region: 1-1530 (509 amino acids)
Cellular component (GO): RNA polymerase II transcription regulator complex
Molecular function (GO): DNA-binding transcription activator activity, RNA polymerase II-specific; transcription cis-regulatory region binding
Source: RefSeq, a predicted model, not a curated record
AUGUCGCCAGGGGCUGACGAACGCGAAAAGAAGAAGAUCCGGAAUCGGCUGUCCCAACGAGCCUUCCGCCGCAGACGAGAUGAAUACGUCAAGGAGCUGCUGAGCCGUGCGGAAGCUUCUCAGAGGCCCGACACCGAGAGAAUCGUGGCUCUUGAACAAGAGAAUGGUCUCCUGCGCAGACGUCUCACCGAAGUCCAGUCUCGUCUCGAGGGCCUUCAGGGGACCCUCCAGAUGAUCACCGACUCCAUUUCAAAGACUCGCACUCAGACUUUGUCUCGAACGAUCGAAGAGGAAUCUUCAGAAAAGUCGGGAACAUCAGAGCAGUCAGCGGGACCCAGGACAACCAUCCGUCACGCCCAGCCAGUCGAACCUAGAACGCAACCACUGCUGUGCCCCUUUACUUGCUUGGAUCAGGAUAGCCUCUUGUCCGCGGAAAAGACUGUGGGCAGCGCCUUGGUGACUGACGCCGUGUUCGAAUUUCCCAAUGAAUCAUCACUUGUCUUCGCGGAUGAGUCCACCGUCGAUCAUGGCACAGCGGACCUGGAGUGGAUAAUGUCGCCCCUGAAAGCCCAGCAGAUUCCAAAUAUCUGGACUCUUAAUUAUGAAACGGGCAGCCAAUCUUGUUUUAACGCCAUGGCUUACGGCCGUUGUUCAGCAUCCAUCUCCGGGUCACAAUGGACACAGUCUAAUUCACCCUUCUCAGAUCACAUUAUGGUUCUCAGACAGCUUCUACAGGCCAAGCUUAACAAGCCGAGACUAGCCACCAAAAAUGAUUGUCGGUCCGUUUAUCAAUUCGUUUCGGCGGUUUUGGCCAUGUUCAACAGCAUUACCCGGCCGGACGUCAUGAACUGGUACGCAAAGACGCGGUUCUUUCACAUCAUAGAACUCGUAACGUGGCAGAUGUUUCCGUGCGACUCAACCUACCUGAGAGUACACAAACACUAUCGCCCGACCGCGCUCCAAACCAGGCUGCAGUCUCAGUACCCCUGCGUCAUCGACUGGAUUCCUUUCUCGUCCAUUCGAGACAGACUCAUCCAGCUGCACGCAGCCCAUCCCUGCAUCGACCAGAUAUUCUGUGAUGCAGUGAGCGCGUACGUUGUCGAGGCAAGCCUAUCGGACCUGGUCAUGGGGGCGCAGCCAACAAAGGUCUACAUUCGGGUCACCGAUCUGAUCGCGAGCAUGUCUUCUCUCGAGGAGCAAAAUCACGAAAGCUGUCUCGUCCCCAUGCUUCCCGCGCCCGACGUCAAGACCUUCUUCUCGUCACCCGAGUACGCCCGUGUCGUGUUCAAGCAUCUGAAGAUGGACUGCGGAGCGUCGUACUACAAGAUCGAUCCCAUCUUCUUCAGCAAAUACCCCGAGUUGUGCGACCCCAGAGACGACAUCAUCGCAUCGGGCAUCCCGCUGAGACCGCAAACGCAGACUACUCUGACGUAUCCUAGCCAUCUUGAUGCGUCUACUGUCGCGACGUACCGGAGCUUCAUAAAUUUCUCUCUGGACGCUGUUGUGGAAAUCUGUAAAGUAGAGCUGUAA